CCUUACCAAAGCAUAUUUGUCUCCACUCCAUCAUCUCGUGGCCCUAUGGCCUACACCCCACUGGCCACUGCUUAGCUCACGUACCCUCUCUGCUCAAUACAGCUCCAUGUUUUGUUCUUCUUUCCUUUCCUUGACAGAUUUAUCGGCUUCUCAUCGUCGUCCAUUUUGAAAAGCUGUGGCCGGGAGCUUUACGUCCAGAUCAGGGAGCUCUGCUAUCUUCUACUUUAUAAAUUCUGUUUUGAGUAAUUACUUUCUUUUGAGGAGGAAUCUCUCUCCAUUGAAUUGUGAAACCGAAGCAGCAAGCAGUUGGACUUGGAAAACAUGCAUGGAGCAGGAGCAGGAGCAGGAGCAGAUCAGAGUUGAGCUGCGGUCUUUUGGUUCUCGCAUCUAUCAAAAUUCAGCUGUUCCCAAGAUGGUGACCAAUCGGGUACUAAUGGCGUUUCAUGCUCACACCCCCUACUACGUAUAGUUAGUUCUACAUCACUACUAGAUCCAUCUCCUCCCCUCCCUUUUUUUAAUUACCAUUUGGCCCCUGCUCUAUUCCCUAAUGGCCACAACUACCCCCAUUCCCUCCCUCCGGUUCACAACCCUCCUGUUCUUCCUCUUCUUUUCUCUUUUCCCGCCUUGUACGCCCCUAACGGCCGAAUCCGAAGCCCUCCUCCGCUGGAAAAACCAGCUCAAUGACCCCCACCAUUGCUUGCAAUCCUGGAAAGCUUCAAACUCUCCCUGUGAGUUCUCCGGCAUUACGUGCCACCCGGUUUCCGGUAGAGUAACCGAAAUCUCUCUUGAAAGCAAGUCUCUUUCGGGGGUGAUCUCGCCGUUUAUUUCUGUCCUCCAGAGCUUGACUGUACUCUCGUUACCGUCCAAUAACAUCUCCGGAAAGCUUCCUUUGGAACUGAGUAACUGCAGCAACCUUAGAGUGUUGAAUCUCACAGAAAACAACAUGAUCGGACGUAUUCCCGACCUCUCCGGGCUGAGAAGCUUGGAGAUUCUCGAUCUUUCACUAAACUACUUUUCGGGUUCAUUGCCAAGUUGGGUGGGGAAUUUAACCCGAUUGAUUGCUCUGGGGCUCGGUGAGAAUGUAUUCGACGAGGGUGAAAUUCCUGAGACUCUUGGGAAUUUGAAGAACUUGACUUGGUUAUAUCUGGGGGGUGCUAACUUGAAGGGAGACAUUCCAGAGUCUAUUUUCGAGCUCAAGGAGCUGGAGACGCUUGAUAUGUCGAGUAACAAGAUCUCCGGGAACUUCCCCGAGUCGAUUGUCAAAUUAAAGAAACUGAACAAGAUCGAGCUCUUCGAUAACAAUUUGGCUGGAGAAAUCCCACGAGAGCUUGCCAACCUGACCUUUCUGAGAGAAUUCGAUGCUUCUGCCAACAGGAUGCAUGGGAAGUUGCCCAAUGAAAUUGGGAGUCUGAAGAAUUUGGUGGUUUUCCAUAUUUAUAAGAACAACUUUUCCGGGGAAUUCCCUGCAGGAUUUGGAGAUAUGCAGCAUCUUGUUGGGUUCUCAAUCUAUGGUAACAGCUUUACCGGGGAGUUUCCUGUGAAUUUUGGCCGGUUUUCACCGUUGGACAGCAUCGACAUAUCUGAGAAUAAGUUUUCGGGUGGUUUCCCAAAGUUCUUGUGUGAAAACAGGAAGCUAAGGUUCUUACUUGCUUUGGGAAAUGAAUUUUCCGGAGAAUUGCCAGAGUCUUAUGCUGAGUGCAAGUCUCUACAAAGGUUGAGAAUCAAUAUGAACCGCUUGUCUGGGAAAGUUCCCGAUGGGGUUUGGGCACUUCCAUACGUAAGAAUGAUUGAUUUUGGUGAUAACAAUUUUAGUGGAGGUAUGUCCGCCGAGAUCAGGUUUUCUGCUAGCUUGAGUCAGUUGGUUUUAUUGAACAAUAACUUUUCAGGUGAGCUUCCACCAGAACUUGGCAAGCUGAGCAACUUAGAGAGGCUUCAUUUGAGCAGUAAUAACUUCACUGGUAAAAUACCUUCUGAAAUCGGUGCUCUGCUGCAAUUAUCAUCUUUGCACUUGGAAAAGAAUUCUUUGACAGGAUCAAUACCCCCUGAACUGGGUAACUGUGUGAGGCUUGUUGACUUGAAUCUUGCCUUAAAUGCUUUGACAGGAAAUAUACCAGAAACAUUUUCUUCAAUGGCCUCGUUGAACUCUCUGAAUCUUUCGAGAAAUGAACUUACAGGUUUGAUUCCUGAAAACUUGGAGAAACUGAGGUUAAGCUCCAUUGAUUUGUCUGAAAACCAGCUAUCGGGAAGGGUUCCAUCUGAUCUUUUGACCAUGGGUGGAGACAUAGCAUAUCUUGGAAACAAGGGACUCUGUGUCAACCAAAAUUCUAAAAUCAGUUCAAGCAUAAAUGUUUGUACUAAAAACCAUAGUCAAAGAGGGAUCUUUGCAGGUAAAUUCGUUCUGUUAUGUGUUAUAGCAUCCACCUUGGUUGUCCUAUUAGCUGGAUUAUUGCUUGUGAGUUAUAAGAACUUCAAGCUUAGUGAGGCUGAUAUGGAAAAUGAGUUGGAAGGGGAGAAGAAAGUAGAUCCUAAAUGGAAACUUGCAUCUUUCCACCAACUAGAUAUCAAUGCUGAUGAAAUAUGUGAUCUGGAAGAAGAAAAUGUGAUUGGAAGUGGUGCUACAGGAAAAGUUUAUCGACUGGAUUUGAAGAAAAAUGGAAGUACAGUGGCUGUAAAGCAACUAUGGAAAGGAGAUGGCGUGAAGAUUUUGGAAGCAGAAAUGGAGAUUCUGGGAAAAAUCAGGCACAGAAAUAUACUGAAGCUUUAUGCAUCUCUGCUAAAAGGAGGCUCAAGUUUUCUGGUAUUUGAGUACAUGGAAAAUGGUAAUCUAUUUCAAGCUCUUCACAGAGACAUCAAAGUUGGGCAGCCAGAAUUGGAUUGGUACCAGCGGUAUCAAAUUUGUUUGGGAGCUGCAAAGGGGAUUGCAUAUCUGCACCAUGAUUGUUCACCACCUAUCAUUCAUAGGGAUAUAAAAUCAAGCAACAUUUUACUUAAUGAGGAUUAUGAGCCAAAAAUUGCUGACUUUGGGGUUGCAAAGGUUGCUGAGAAGUCUCUUAAAGGGUCUGAUUAUAGCUGUUUUGCUGGCACUCACGGCUAUAUUGCUCCUGAGCUGGCAUAUAGUCUUAAAGUCACUGAAAAGAGUGACGUAUAUAGCUUUGGUGUGGUGCUGCUAGAACUAAUUACGGGUAGAAGACCUGUUGAAGAGGAAUAUGGAGAAGGAAAAGAUAUUGUUUAUUGGGUUUUAAAUCAUCUCAAUGACCGUGAAAGUGUUCUCAGGGUUCUGGAUGAUAAAGUGGCAACUCAUUCUGUCCAAGAUGACAUGAUUAAGGUCUUGAAGGUUGCAGUCCUUUGUACUACUAAGCUUCCAUCCGUUCGCCCUACUAUGAGGGAGGUGGUCAAAAUGCUUAUUGAUGCCGAUCCUUGCGCUUUCAAGUCCCGAAAAAACGACUCUGACAAAAACAGCAAGUUUUUCCUCUAGUCAGUCAUAUUUGCUUUCAGGAAUAGCUGAGGUUCAAAAACUUGAUGCAAAUCUUAGGACUUCCGCAAUUGUUGGCCAAAUUGUAGUUCCUAUGAUUAUGAUGAUAAGACCUCCUAGAGUACACGUAUUAGACGAAAUGGAGUUGGUUGCUGUAA
Messenger RNA from Juglans regia (Persian walnut), 3630 nucleotides. RefSeq names its product receptor protein-tyrosine kinase CEPR2-like. Bases 548 to 3475 code for a protein of 975 amino acids. Gene Ontology annotation, biological process: protein phosphorylation. The record is from RefSeq and is a predicted model, not a curated record. The transcript has 3 exons. Gene Ontology annotation, molecular function: protein kinase activity; ATP binding; receptor serine/threonine kinase binding. NCBI's taxonomy places the organism in Eukaryota, Viridiplantae, Streptophyta, Magnoliopsida, Fagales, Juglandaceae.